This is a messenger RNA of Candidozyma duobushaemuli, 867 nucleotides long. It is a transcript of the gene KTI12, whose product is annotated as Kti12p. Lineage: Eukaryota; Fungi; Ascomycota; Pichiomycetes; Serinales; Metschnikowiaceae. The record is from RefSeq and is a predicted model, not a curated record. The transcript has a single exon. Bases 1 to 867 code for a protein of 288 amino acids.
AUGCCAUUGAUCACAUUUACAGGAUUGCCAUGUUCGGGUAAGACGAAAUGGGCCAAGGAACUCAUAGGUGAACUUGAAAAGAGGAUCCAAACAGCCCAGGAAUCCAGUGCUCCCGGACACAACUACAAGAUUGUCUACCACUCUGAUGAAACGCUAGGUAUAAACCAUGAUUCCUACAAGGAGUCAGUUACGGAAAAAAGUGCUCGUGGUACUCAGAUGUCUGCUGUUAAAAGAGACUUGUCGAGAACAUCCUUUGUCAUUCUUGACUCUCUCUCGUACAUAAAGGGCUUCAGAUAUCAACUCUUUUGCGAGGCCAAGGGUGUAGUGACCCCACAUUGUGUCAUUCAUGUGGUCAGCUCUUUGGACAAGUGCCUUGAAAGAAACGAAACUUCUGAGAACAAAUGGGACCCAGAGGUGAUAAAGCAGCUUCAAAUGAGAUACGAAGAGCCAAAGGACGAUACAAGAUGGGACUCCCCGUUGUUCGUCUUGGUAAAUGAUUACGAGAACGAAACUCUACCAGUUGAAGAAAUCUGGAAUGCCCUUGUUUUGAAAAGAGCACCUCCACCAAACGCUGCUACACUCGUGAAGCCCACUUCCAGCAAUGACUACUUGCAACAAUUAGACAAAGUGACACUGGAUGUUAUCUCCAAGUGUCUUCAACAGCAACAGCUCGCUGGUGCAGGUGGACAGGUUCGUAUCAGUGAUGACUUGUCUAUCGAUUUACCUAUACAAAUUGUUAGCACCCCACAGUUCCAAAGGAUAAGAAGGACAUUCAUCUCGCUUAAUAGAAUGCGCCAUAUCGAUUCCGACCGAAUCCUUCCUAUGUUUGUCGACUACGUCAAUUCUACCUUUGAAAAUGAAGACUGA